AUGCCACCUGAUAUUAAUUCGCUUCCACCAUCUCGCUCCUCCUCCUCGUCUUCGUCCCUGCCUCAUCGUAACCUCCCGGCCCUCUCCCCAGGGACCGCCCCCGCACCCGGCAAUCCUUCCACCUCCCAUCGACGUUCUCGCGUAUCUAGCACCGGCCAAGGAUCAGUAUCUGAACGGCGUCGCUCCAUUACUAGCAUGAAUCUCAACCAAAACGAGGCAGCUGGUAGCGGCGCGGGAAACCAAGGCGAGAGUCCCUGGUCUGAUCAUCGCUCUUCCAUCGGCCAAGCAUAUCGCACGGCCAGUCCCACCAGCCACGCCAGCAGCCCGAUCUUUGCGACCGCAGACCCGCAUCACCAACGGGCGCCCUCCUUGGGGGAAAUUCAUCAAGAGUUGGAGCAGGAGCAGGAAGCACAAGUGAAUCGCCUGUUGCAGAUGAUUCGCAGUCAACAGGCCCAAUUGAACCAGCUUCAACAGAACCAGCAACAGUCGGCUACAAACACAGCCGUAGUCGACGACAAUGCUCCUGCCGAACGGUCGCCAUCAUUUUCCCUUCCAAUGCCUCCACCUGUACCCCACGGCAGCCGACUGUCAAUUUCAUCUCUUUCCAAUCGCCGAUCCUCGCGUCCUUCCAGCCAGGCUGCAUCGCCGAACCUGCGGCCGCAGGAUGCAUCUCGCCAGUCGGAAGGCACUGAGUCGUUCCCCGUACUACGCGAUAGUACGUCGCGUCGAGGUAGUCGCGACGAAGGCGCCUACUACCAGGCCGAGGCAGCCAUGUUAAGCCGAGAGAAUCAGAUGUUGCGUCAGCGCGUACGAGAACUAGAACGCCAGAUUGCUGAUCUGACCACCUCUCCACGCCCCGCUCCUUCUCCCCCAGUGGCUGCAUCUAGCCAUGCACGAGAAGGGGCCGAAACGGUAGAUCCACAGCCACUUCGAUCGGCAGACGGAAAGGACUGA
Penicillium chermesinum is the source of this 954-nucleotide messenger RNA. RefSeq lists its product as uncharacterized. The coding region runs from base 1 to 954 and encodes 317 amino acids. Lineage: Eukaryota; Fungi; Ascomycota; Eurotiomycetes; Eurotiales; Aspergillaceae. The transcript is spliced from 3 exons. The record is from RefSeq and is a predicted model, not a curated record.